This is a messenger RNA of Populus trichocarpa (black cottonwood), 2078 nucleotides long. RefSeq names its product F-box protein SKIP17. Gene Ontology annotation, molecular function: protein binding. Lineage: Eukaryota; Viridiplantae; Streptophyta; Magnoliopsida; Malpighiales; Salicaceae. The record is from RefSeq and is a predicted model, not a curated record. The coding region runs from base 81 to 1664 and encodes 527 amino acids. The transcript is spliced from 13 exons.
UUUCCUUGUCCGUACUCCAUAUCUCUCAAAAACAGACACUCUCAUUUCGUCACGCUCUCUCUUUCUCACAUUCACUCACUAUGGAUACCCUCCUCCACACCCCAACCUCCAUGGCCAAGCGUCCCUGCUCUUUUCCUUCCUCUCCCUCUCCAUCCCCAAACCCUAACAUGAACAAUCAACUCGAUAAUCUCCUCCGAACUUUUCUUAACCUCGCUGACUCUCCUUCUCUCUCCAUCGACCACUCCUUCGAGCAUCUCCUCGAGUCUUCCCCUUGCGAUGCUGAUAAGUCUCUCCUCAUCGAUCGCGCCCUUAAAUUAGGAUCGCUGCUUCUCGAAGCCGGCAAGCGCUCUGCUAGGAAACGCUCUUCUGUUCAUAAUUCACUCACUUGGGCUCUCCCUCCCGAUCUCACCAUUAAGGUGCUUUCCAUGCUUGAUACACAAAGCCUGUGCUAUGCUGCUGCAACUUGUUCAAUGUUCUACAAAUGUGCCAUGGAUCCCUUGUGCUAUGCUAAUAUUGACUUGACGACUGUUGUCCCAAAAGUUAAUAACGCUGUUGUGUCUACAAUGAUCCAGCGUGCUGGGAAAGCGCUUCUGUCUCUUAAGCUUGGUAUAGUUCCAGGUCCGAUUAUGUCUCGUGGAUCUUGUCAACCGAUGGUAUAUGGCAUCCAGAACGCUGUAGAAGUGUCCAACUUUUCAUGGAAUGAUAAAAAGACCAGACAGGGGAAGGAGUCAUCGAUUCUUAGUAGAUCCUGCUUAAAUCCUUUAAGUGGGGACAGUGGUGCUGCUGGGGCUGUUUUGAGAGGGUUGCAUUUAUACAAUAUUGAAAGAAUUGACAACACAUCUCUCUGUGGGGCAUUGUCAGCCUGCCCAUCUCUGCUUGAUCUGGAAAUAAUUGGCCUACAUGUUGAGUUGAGGCAAACAUUGGUGUCGGUCAGCAUGAAUUGUCCCUUGAUAGAGCGUUUGUUUUUCGAAUCUUCAAAAACAGGAAGAGAUGACAGCCUGAAAUCGCCAACAUGUGUGGAGCUGGUAAAUAAUUGUCCAAAUUUAACUUCAUUGGCUCUUAGAGGUUUCAAGCUGUAUGAUUAUAAACUUCGCAUACUUGUUAAGGGAUUUCGCAAGCUAAAAUAUGUUGAUUUUUCAACAUCAUAUUCUAUCACUGGAAGUUUUUUGAGGAACCUUGGAGGUAACAUAGGUGGGAGUCUGCUGGAAGUUAUGAUUUUGCGAGACUGCAUACAUCUCAAAGAGCUGGAAGUUGCACGAUUAUUAACAUCAGUUCUUGCUGGGGACUUUAAAUAUCUUCAACAUCUUGAUAUAUCAAACAGGGAAGGUUUGGCUGCUGCAGGUGACUCAUAUGGUAGAUGUUACAGUUCAAGUAUCAUUCCUAUGAAGCAAGUAUUAGAAGAAAGACCUGAAAUCUGUUUGCUAGCAGAAUUUCCAUCAGAAGGAAGUUUUAUCGACAUCAGCCAAAUGACUGAUAGCGAUCUAAAUAGCGAGGUCAGCUUGUCAUCAUUACUGAGCAGUAUUGCAUCAGAUGGUUCGUCUUUUAUGUACACAUCGGAAAGCAACUAUAGUAGUGAUCAGACAAGUGGGAAUGAGGAGGGUAGAGAUUCUGGUUAUGUUGUUUGUGAGGAAAGCUCAGAUGAGUAUGAUUAUCUGCUUGGCUAGGUGAACCAUCAAGUUCAGCAAGGUUUGGAAUCGUGGCCACUAAUGAAUUAGAUUUAUGCAGGAGGCUCUUAUUGAGAGCAAGCUGACUAGAACCAUUGUUGAAUGUACUCGUGGGCAGUGGACUUGAUUGCACAUAUGCCAUCACAUUCAUGCCUCCCUCAGAGUCAGAUACCUGUGGAUUUUAAAAGCUGCCGAUAUUUGCCCGGACAGACAUUUGAGUUGGGGUCUGCCCUUGUUUACUGAGAUGACUGUUGAAAGCCUUUGGGGAAUUUUUUUUUUUUAAUCUUUUCCCCUGAAUUGUGGACGCUUUUACCUCCCUGUAAAGUUUGUAUUCAGGGUAUUGGAUGACAUCUUUCUUAUUAAUUAUCUAUGAUAAAUUUAUGACGUCCCUUACAUCGGGGAAUAUUGAUUGAA